AUUUUUUUAAUUCAUCCAAGUACAAUUAAUUCAAGAUGAAUGCCAUCAUUAUGCGAAGAAAUAUUUCGAAAUUUGUAUUCCGUUCUGGAUAUAAGUAUUACAGUGGCUGUGCUGAAAAGAAACCUACUUGUCCCCCACCUCCACCACCACCGCCACCACCACCUUCACCUUGUCCAACUCCACCCCCACCACCAACAAAUUGUAAAAUAUUGGGGACAAAUGCUCUUAUUACUGGUGCCGCAAGUGGAAUGGGCUUAGCUGCCACUAAAACAUUAUUAAAUUUGGGGGCAAAUAAAAUAUGUAUGUUAGAUGUUGAUGAAAAAAACGGACAAUGUGCAAGUAAAGAAUUGAAUGCUGAAUAUGGACGUGAUUGUACGUGUUUCCAAAAAGUAGAUGUUACUUGCCCUGAGGCAAUGGAAGAAGCAUUUGCUAAGUGCCAUAAAUGGGUAAAAAAACUAGACUACGUUUUCAAUAAUGCCGGAAUUUUAAAUGACCAUAAAUGGAUUGAUACCGUUGCAAUCAAUAUGACUGCAGUAAUUCAUGGAACAAUGCUUGGCUUCAAAUAUAUGGGCUUGGAUCAAGGUCAUUGCGGUGGUACAAUCAUAAAUCAUUCUUCAGUUUUGGGUUUACAACCAUUAACUGGAGCCCCGGUUUAUGUUGGCACCAAACAUGCAAUUAUUGGAAUGACACGUUCCUGGGCAACACCUUUCUGGCAUAAACGUACCGGAGUUAACAUGUUGACAUUGUGCUCAGGUGGUAGCCCCACUAAUUUACUUAAAUGGGCUGAGAAAGCUGAUGAUCCCUUAACUAAAGAAUUGAUUCGAGGACUUGGUACUAUGCCCGAUCAACAAAUUGAAAAAUGGAGUGCAGCUUUUGCACAUAUGUUACUUAAAGGUCAAAAUGGUUCUGUUUGGUACACUGAAGACUGUAAUUCUUGUGAAAUUGAAAUUCCUGACAGAUUAUCACUUAAACGUAAAUGUCCAAUGUCGUUUAUUUUGUUUUUCUUUUCAAUUGAUCUGAUACGUGAAGCGCAGUUUUGUUAUAUAAAAAGGCGGCAGAUCAAUUGUGGAAUCACUUUUCGUUGUACAUUCAGUUGUGUGAUACCUCAGUGUUUUUUUUUAAAUUUGUUGCAAAACUCUCAUAAAAAAAUGGUUUACGAUAUUAAAGGCAAAAAUGCUCUUGUUACUGGUGCCGCUACCGGUAUUGGUUUGUGUUAUGUGAAGGAAUUAUUAAAAUUAGGCGCAAAUAAAGUAUGUAUUUUGGAUUUGGAUGCUAAAAAUGGUGAAGCUGCAAGCAAACAAUUAAACACUGAAUUGGGACGUGAAUGUACUUGUUUCCAAAAAGUUGAUGUUACAAACUCGGCACAACUAGAAAAUGCAUUCAAAACAUGCGUAAAUUGGUGCAAACAAUUGGACAUUGUUAUCAACAAUGCCGGUGUUAUGAAUGACGGAAAAUGGGAAUUGGAAAUCGCAAUUAAUGUCAAUGCAGUCGUUCGUGGAACACAAUUAGCCUUCCAAUAUAUGGGUAAAGACCAGGGUGGAAAAGGUGGUAUUGUCGUAAACAUUGCCUCAAUUCUUGGUUUACAACCAUUGGCUGGAUGUCCAGUAUAUGUUGCAACCAAACACGCUGUUAUUGGAAUGGAUCGUUCAUGGGGUACACCAUUCCAUUACAAUCGUACAGGAAUUAAAGUUUUGACAAUGUGUCCCGGAGUGACAGAUACUCCUUUAAUUUCUGAAGCUCAUGGUUUACAAGGGGAUGAUAUUCUUGGUCGUGAAUGCCAACGUGAACUUGAUUCAAUGCCCAAACAAUCACCAAGCCAUGUUGCGCAAGGUAUGAUGACUAUUAUUACAAAAGGUGAAACUGGAUCCGUUUGGGUUUGUGAAGGCGGACAACCUAUUUAUGAAGUUGAAAUUCCAGACAGAUUAACACUCAAACGUAAAAAUUAAAAUACUAAAGAUUUUUUUUCGAUAAUAUUAAAGGAUGUGACAUUUUUCAUUUUUCUAGAUUCUAUUGCUUUUAUUUUUAUCUGUUUUAUUC
Messenger RNA from Chrysoperla carnea, 2037 nucleotides. RefSeq lists its product as uncharacterized. The record is from RefSeq and is a predicted model, not a curated record. The transcript is spliced from 13 exons. Gene Ontology annotation, cellular component: cytoplasm. The coding region runs from base 36 to 1946 and encodes 636 amino acids. NCBI's taxonomy places the organism in Eukaryota, Metazoa, Arthropoda, Insecta, Neuroptera, Chrysopidae. Gene Ontology annotation, molecular function: oxidoreductase activity, acting on the CH-OH group of donors, NAD or NADP as acceptor.